ACGUCGAAGUGCAAGCUGCGCUGUAGUAUAAGGUCCUGCCGGCUGCUUUCCCGAUCUGAUUGAAGCUUCUGUUCCCCUCUUCUUUUGCAUAUUAUUUUCAGUAAACUUUCGACUAUCCUUUGAUCUAUCCUUAAUCCUCGUGCCGGCCAUGUCCUCGACUGACUGCCAGCCAGCCAGGGCAUACUUACACCCCCAUAACAGCUACCAGCAUCAGCAUACCAUGUCCGCAAAUCAGGUCCCAACGUUUCCAAAUAGAAGAGUAACAUCAUACGGCUCAAUAACCGAAGACGCGAUGAUUCAAGGAAGCGGCCGGGCCUCCCCACGAUAUUCGCCUAAUGUUCAGCCGUGGAGGAGGCAGCAGACGCAGAGCUCUCUCUCGUUUGUUCCACCAACAUCUCCUCGGCAAGAGCAAUCGGAAGAUACUACGGCGCCUCAAUCACGACGACCAGUUGAACGCCCUCCCGUGUGUAUGUCGCCGUUUCGCUCCGUGCGCAGGAUGAAACAACCCUUCCAGCUUCGUCUGCCAUCCUCUCCGUCUCUCGAAAACAUAGCAUCGGCUGCAAAGGAGGCCAGGCUGUCGCGACAAAUGUCUGGAGGUCAAACACUUCGAGCCUGGCGCUCGGAUCAGAACAUCAAUGUUACCAGCCUGGACUCCUUCGGCCUUCUGCCCAGCCCCCCUCUCUCCGAUUCUCUGGACUCACAGACGUCGCCAUCAUCCGCCUAUUUCUCUUCGAAAUACGAAUCGGAAUCAGACUAUGACCCCAGAACGCCGAAAGGCUGUGUCUGCAUACCUGGGAAGGAAUCCUGUGACGACUGCGGCGGCCGAAAGCAGGAUGAUCGACGAGAAACCUCGACGCACGAAGAAGAAACUACUAACGUACACAUGGCUCACUCCAUGCUGGUCAAACAAUGCGAGUCGGCUGAGGGACAGCAGCCCCAGGCAUCGGCCAACUCGGAGCCCGUGCCAUCGCCCGUACCGUCCGCGGAUUCCGGGACCGUUGGGAAGAGAAAUUUUUCAGGUUCAUCCAAUGGGUCACAGAGGAGCAGGUCGGGAACAGUGUCAAGCGAGGGAAGCUGGGUCCCCAGCAGCCUUUCCUACUGUGGAGAUUGGCUUCAGGGCGCUCCUGUGGAAGCAGCUGGUGCCCAAGGCGAAAGGACCAAAGAACAAAGUCGCAGGAAAUGUCAAAUUGUACAGAAAAGCCCACCGCGUCUGAGAACCGCCACGUCGGACAAACAUGAAAUCUGCACUGUGGCUAGAAAGUCGAAGCCCAAGUUGGUUGACAUCUCGCGUCAGUCAUCUCCUGCGAUGAGUUAUACGCUUCCAACACCGCCACGCCCCAUUCCAUCCACUCCAGACCUAGGUCAACAGGAGGUAUCCGCUUUCAGUCCGGACACCCCAAUGGAAAUGUCCGACAGUGGUUACAUUACCCACCGCUCGUGCUCGUCCCCCGACGACUUUCCAGACGACAAGGAUGACGAUGACGACGAUGACUACACAGAUGCAGGAUCCCUGAGCUCAGUGAGCGCUGGAGAAACUGUAGUAUGCAACCAGCCGACGCCGGUCCCUAUCGAUGCAAAGUCGCCGCCUAAGCCGGAUAUACCACCGAAGUUUAGUACAUCCCCUCAGGUUCAAGCAUCGCCUGGGCGCUCGUCAAUCAUGUCAGAAAAGGAGGAGCUGGAAAAAUGGUGGGAUCACGAAUGGACCAUCGACCAGUUGGAACAUUCAGUGAAGGACUUUCCACGAAACAUGCUCCGCUUGACUUCGCCCGUCAUCAUGUUCAUCCGUCACAACAACGAACGGGCCUUGUUACGGCCUUUUCGUGACAUCUUCCCAAACGUUGCGGAAAACCUAUUGGACGGUCUUUGUGCAGCCCUAAUUGCACGGAACCAUAUAGUGACCCUGGCGUCCAAUAACCGAAGAAUCAACAAUUUCUCCCAUCCUUCCCCGGUGUCUCGCCUGGAUACAGUGCCUGAAAAGGUAGCUACAUCACCGGGGAUGCAAUUUAGCCCGGCCACCCCGUCGCGGAUUAAGGAACGCGUCCUGGGGUCACGGAGCAUGGAGCUUCGCAAAGAGUUGGACCGGAUCGUGGAUAACCUGCUUUUUGCUAUAUGUGGCCGAGCAGACGAGACAGUGAAGUCCGCCGUGGUUGUCCUUGCCCAGGUUCUUGAGACCAAGAACUAGGCAGUCAUUCUUUCUCUGCCAAUAUUUGUUUCUUUUCUCGACCAGAUUGUUUAACUAUAGACCCUCCCUUUCUUUUUGGUUGUGCCUCUGUUCAUUUUCUCCUUCUGUUUCUAUAUCCCAACCCCCGUCUUCUUGUGACCAUACAUUUCCUUGAUCUGUCUUGGCUAGACCAGUCUGCAUAGAACCCGCCUUUCGUUUCGGUGUAUUCUGUGGCCUGUCCUUCAUUUACAUUUCCUACCUGUCAUACAUGCCUGUGGCCUGUUCUCUACUACUCAAUCUCCUAUUGGCGCAUGAGAUCUCAUAUGUACUGUGUGCAAUUAGCCGCUAGGGCUAAUGUAUAAUAGCUAGUUUGACCCCACCGACCUAU
Aspergillus sclerotioniger CBS 115572 is the source of this 2549-nucleotide messenger RNA. RefSeq lists its product as uncharacterized. The record is from RefSeq and is a predicted model, not a curated record. NCBI's taxonomy places the organism in Eukaryota, Fungi, Ascomycota, Eurotiomycetes, Eurotiales, Aspergillaceae. The transcript is spliced from 2 exons. The coding region runs from base 149 to 2182 and encodes 677 amino acids.